Molecule: messenger RNA, 1432 nt
Organism: Mangifera indica (mango)
Lineage: Eukaryota; Viridiplantae; Streptophyta; Magnoliopsida; Sapindales; Anacardiaceae
Product: protein SRG1-like
Exons: 4
Coding region: 237-1310 (357 amino acids)
Source: RefSeq, a predicted model, not a curated record
UAAUGGUGGGUUUUGCAUGGUUCAUCAAGCCUCUUGCAGGUCCAAUCUCUGCAUCAACCUUGGAGCUGACAUAAAAAAGCCAUUUAAUCUCUUCGACCUAGCAAAAUGUUACCACGUCAUACAGAUUAUUAUAUUAUGAGUCUCUUGUCGUUUUAGAUAACUCACACCCAUCACUAGUCUUCAUCAUUAUCGAAGUCCAAUCUGACGGGUGGCUGCUGCUUGCUAGUUUGUUAGCGAUGGAGUCCGAGUUACGGGAGGAAGAAGCAGUCAACUUCGGUAAAUCUCUAAUAGUACCAAGUGUUCAGGAAUUAGCAAAACAAUCCAUCGUCAACAUCCCUCCUCGAUACAUACGCAAAGAUGAAGAUCCUCCAGUCGUCACCAAUGACGCCUGUCUUCCAUCUGUGCCCGUCAUCGAUCUUCAGAAGUUGGUUUCUGUAGAUUAUGAAUUGGAGAGGCUGCACUUAGCUUGCAAAGAGUGGGGAUUCUUUCAGGUUAUAAACCAUGGAGUUAGUUGUUCAUUGCUGGAGAAAUUCAAGUGGGAGAUUGAAAAUUUCUUCAAACUUCCACACGAAGAAAAAAAGAAACUGUGGCAGGGGCCCGAUAACCAUGAAGGAUUUGGGCAGCUGUUUGUGGUUUCAGAGGAACAAAAGCUAGACUGGUCAGACAUGUUCUACAUCACCACCCUACCACUCAAUCUGAGGAACACUAAACUCUUUAAAAAGCUUCCUCCAAAUCUCAGAGAGGUGUUGGAAACUUAUUCCAUGGAAGUGAAAAAGCUAGCCGUGGCAAUAUUAGAUCACAUGGCGAAAGCAUUGAAGAUGGAUUGUCAAGAGAUGAGGGAGUUGUUCAAUGAUGGAGUUCAAUCAAUGAGAAUGAAUUACUACCCCCCAUGCCCUGAACCAGAUAAGGCUAUUGGCUUCACACCACAUUCUGAUGCUGUUGCUGUCACCCUUCUCUAUCAGCUCAAUGAAACUCAAGGCCUUCAAAUUCGCAAAGAUGGGAGAUGGACUCCAGUUACACCGCUUCCAAAUGCUUUUGUAGUCAACAUUGGAGACAUCAUGGAGAUUGUGAGCAAUGGCAUUUAUAAGAGCAUUGAGCACAGGGCAACAGUGAACUCGGUGGGAGAGAGGCUGUCUGUUGCAACAUUCUAUAGUUCCAAGCUAGACACUGAAUUGGGUCCAGCACCAAGCCUCAUUGGCCCAAAUAGCCCAGCGAUUUUCCGGCGAGUCCCGUUGGAGAAGUAUUUCAAGGAAUUUUUUGCUCGGAAAUUAAAUGGCAAGGCGUACCUUGAUUUUAUGAGAAUUAAUUGACCUAGAGUCAACUUUUUUUCUCAUUCGGAUUAUUUGAUGGCAUGUAGACUUUGAAAUUAAUCAUUGUGACUUCAUUUCGGCAACUUAUUUUAGAAAUAGUAUAUCCAAUUUUAAAUACUCCA